UGGGGCCGCCCCCGGCCUGCGGACAUUGGGUACCACAUUGUCAAGCGGCACCCUGGCCCAACUAUAGUCAUUGUACCUCGUGUGGAGGGGGCCAAACCCAUACUGGACAAAUGGUUCCAUUCUCGGGUCCGUCAACGAGCGCAGGGCCGCCGAGUUUCCCGGCAACGCAAGGCCAAUUCACGGCCCAACCUCCCCCCUCACAGCAAGCAUCUCAGGCUAGUGUGGCGGGAGGAGGAGGCCAAGGGCAAGGAGGACAGGGCAAUGGUGGUCGGGGACAAGGAGGCCGAGGGGAUGGCGGACGAGGCCGAAAUGGAGGGGGACGUGGCGGUAGGUGGAACAGCCAAGGGGGCCAAGGCCAAGGUGAUCAGGGCAGUCAGCAAGGAGGCCAAGGGUAUGGGAGACCCCGCUUCGACUGGCGGAACGCGACCUGCUGGCAUUGUGACAUUGUAGGCCACACGAUUCGGUUCUGCCAGCAACGGCGGGAUGAUGAGCUUGUGGGCCUGAUUUCCUCUUGUAUGGAUGGGGAUAUAUACGACAAGUGGGGGGAGCACAUUGACCCCAGGACCCCGGGAGGGAUCAGGCAGGAAGCCCUCAGGCGGGCAGCGGCAGGGCCAUCGGUCGCCCCGGCCAUGUUUAGAAUGUGGCAGGAGAGAGAAGACCCGUCCAUAAGAAUCGAAGAGAUCACGGGGGAUAGUGAGGAGGUUACGCAACGAUUAAAGGCCGGGGCCAUAAAGGAAGAGCCGAUAAUUGUUGAGUCGGAUGAUGAGGGGAGAGAGGAUGAAGGGGAGCCGGUCGUAACCACCCUGGGAAAGAUGGAAGAUUUGGUGGAAAAAAUGAGGAGGUACCCACGGAGGCUGAAAGAGUUAUGCGAUGAAGUCCAAGGGUGGAGAGCCGACCUCCCAAAGGUCUUCCUCUACGAGACCGGGCCGGGGCCGGCGGCUGGACAGCAGAGUAGUCCUAGGGUUGCCAUAGCAGGGUCUGGCCACAGGUCAGGGAUGAUGUUCAGGCCGCCCACCCCGCAUAGGCGGGCGCCGCAAGCGACUCAAACCAGGAGCCGAAGUAAGGGGGGCCCUAGUCAGCCAAGAAGCCAAGUGCCAAGUCAGGCACCCCCACGGAAGAGACCUGAGCCUGAGCGUAGAAAGGAGGUGGUUGAAGUCCAGGAAGAAGAGGAAGAGGAUGACGACACGGAGGAUGAGAGACUCCGUCAGGAGGAGGAUCGGCGGAUGGAGCAGAGAGCUCAGAGAAAAGAGGCGCAGGAGAGAGUCGAGCCAGGGACACAGGAUGGCGUGCCCAGGAAGAGGAAAUACACCGUCAGGCUGGAGGAGGACUUCGAUGUGGAGAGGAUGGUGGACCGACUCCUUGAAGGUCAUAACGACCUUAUGAACUUAAAAGAUAUUCUGACGUCCGCACCAAGACUCCGGGAAGAGUUGAAAGGGCGAUUAUCAUUCAUGUGCAGAACGGAGACCCUGAUCUUCAACAAGCACGACGGAACGAUGAUAUUGCUCCUGAGUGAUCCAACUUGUGGGAACUAUGAAGUUGUCACCUGCCGGAACACGGGGCGAGGAAGCGAGCGAAAUAGGCCUAACCCCGACUUGUUCACCUAUGUGGAAUCGGAGAACGAGCGGCGGAGGCUCGCGGAGGAGUCCGAGGAGGAAGGCAGGGCGGAGGUGCUGUCACUAAGCCUUAUGGAUGUAAGUAAAGCUAUGGAGAUUGUGGCGGCACAUGAGAUGGCAGACCCGGAGGCCAUCAAGGCAUUGAGAGAGCAUGUCUUGGAGAGCCCACAGGCAGGAGAGGUGGAACUCAUCUAUCGACUUUCUGGAGGAAGAAAAGGGUUUGCGAUGGCACAGGCGCAGACGACAAGCCGACCUCUUUUAGGGGACGGCUUAAGCAGGGCGCCCAAAGAUGGUACAAAACGUUGUGUUAGCUAUCCCAUAUGGAUAGCACCAAGAGGAUAUGAGCGAAAGGCCGACUUAGUCCUUAAGCCCUUUCAGGAAGAAGAUCCGUGGGGAGGCAAGGACACUCAGUGGAUGAUGAAGUUCGCACUGACAGGGACACAUGGCUUGGUGGAGGAGGUGAGGACAAUAGAGGAAGGGCCUACUCAGGUAGAGGAAUAUGAGCAGCUAAUGGGAGGGAUGUAUCUGCUCACAAAUACACUCAUGCAAGGGGACUUCGACCAGAGAGGCUUGUUUAGUCAUGAGGAAAACGAAAUCCUGAUUCCGGAAAGCCAGGAUGACGAGUUCGAAGAAGGGGAGAUUAAAGAGGCAUUCCGGGUGAAGGAGUACGAUGGGAUCUAUCUUGAGCUGGGUCUACUUCUAUCUUGUGAAAAGAGAGACAGGGAUGCUAGCGACAAGGCGCAGAAGAUAAGGCACCUCUACGUGGUGAGAGAUGAGCAUUUGUUUAUAAAACGGCAGGUUGGGAACCCCAAGCGGAUUGUGUGCAGGAGGAAUCGACAAUUGGACAUCAUAGCGGCAUUACACGAUGGUAUAGUAGGUGAGCACAGAGGGGUGAGUGCCACGUGCGCAAAGAUAAGCGAGCUCUACCAUUGGGCUGGAAUGUUGACGAUGGUCAUCAAGUACUGCCGAUCCUGUGAACCUUGCCAGGAAAGGUCUGACUUUUUGAAGGCAGUCAUGCAAAGGGGCGGGCGGGGCACGCGGCCACGACAGAGACCUCUCGGGGCAUCCGGAGGGGAGGAGCGGCAUGAGCCCACACCCGUGUUUGAUGACGACAACAUCGAGCUCUUCUUGGACGCCUACCGAGAGCAUGCAGCCCAAAGAGGAUGGGACGUGUCUGAGAGGGUGCAUCACUUGAGGGGAGUUGGGAGGUUCGAGGAGCCCAUUGAGCAAAUCAGGGAGGAGGCUCUGACUUGGUCGGAGAUGGAAGCGAGGAUGCAGAGACUAAGAGUUUUGCCUUUAGGGAGGGAUGGGCUACCUAUUCGCUUGGAGGAAGGGAAUGUGGAGGAGUUCAUCCCGGCAUAUGAACAGUAUAUGAGCAAUCAGGGGGUUCCGAUGGAUGAGUGGGUGGAGUUCCAUCAAGUCACAGAGGGUGACCUACUGGGGCCUUCGCCACAGACACCAGAGCAGAGGGAGAGUGAGGUACCAGCAGCGCCAUUUAGGGGCCUGGAGGCCCACUUGGACGCGUCCCAGUGGGAGGCCCCUUCACCAGGAGAGAGCCCCACGGACCCAUCACGGCGAGGGCAGACUCGCCCAGAGCCCAAAACAGAGCCGCUCAGAUUGAAGGGGGUAGGUGCGGAAGAUGUCAUUGUGGUGGAAGGUGAUACUCCCCCUGACUCCCCAACUCGAGCUCAGACACGGCGGUCCUGGCCAGAGGGCGUCGCGGAGCGAGACAGCCAGGAAGCCCCAGUACCAUCACCAGAGGCCACUAUGUCACCCACGCAGGAGGUUGAGGCGAGAGGGCCAAUGGAGGGGUGGAGGACGGAGCCCCGCCUGGUUGUCGACUCACGUUUAGCCACGCACGCAGCCGAGCACCCUGACAUUGAGGAGCCCAGCCUGGUUGGGCCAUCAUCGCGGCCAGCGGGUGCUGAGCUAGGGGAGGAUUCGCAGGCUGCGACUGGGGAAGUCGCGGAGGCAGGCACAGGAAAGGAGCCAGACAAAGCCGCCCAAGCAAAGCAUGCUAGGGUACGAGCUCGCCUUGAGGAGAUACAUGAGCGAAGGGACAGGAUGGAGGCUGCAGGGAUAGCCCCAAGGCCACCAGUCGCCCCAAAGACAAGUGAAGAGAGGAUUGGCGAGUUGUGGGCCAGAUAUGAGGGGCAGAGAGAGGCAGCUCGCCAGAGGGCACGAGAGGCGGGCCAGGCAAUUGAGGGUGCGGACGAGGCGAUAGAGGUUGGGGAGCUGGGUUUUACCGCCACUAGAAAGGCUAUCGAGUGGGUGGACAAGGAGAUAAAGCAGACAUCCAUCGAGGCCUUUCAAAGGUACUCCCUGCUUAGUGAUGAGUUGGCCCUUAGGAAAGACGAGGUGGAACAGCUGACGGCCCAACUCACAGAGGAGAGGGCCGAGAGUAGGGCCAGGCAAGCUCGCCUGGAGGCGAAGGAGGCUGAGUGGGAGGCAAAGCUCAAGGAAAUGGCGGCCGCAGUGGAAAGACUUACCUCCACCAAGGUGAUCGACUGGACUGAGCAGAGCAGGUACGGCAUCCAAGGCAAGGAGGUGCAAGGGUUGUUUGGCCAAGAGGAGGCAACAGAGGCAUCUCAGCAAGAGAAGUUGGGGAAGGUAUUUUUGGACCCAGCUGAGGCAGAGGCAAGGAAGGAAGCCAACAACGGAAGCUUUGAGUUCAAGGCUCCCACUGAGCUGGCUUCACAGCAGGAGGCCGCUACUUCGGCAGAUGCUCCUAUGGAGGCGCUGACCCAAGAACCCCAACCUGCAUCAGUAGGAGAGGGGGAGGCAGAGGAGUCACUGACAAUCCUUAUGGACGUACAGGAAGGGACUCUCACUGGAACGAUGGAGCCUCCACGAUUUGAGGCACAGGGGGAGGAGCCAUCCCGCUUGAACGAGUUGGUUGCUUCCAUGGAAGUGGAUAUGCCGCCAGAGGAGCCUCGGAAGCGGAGGACCCCGGAACACGAGCCAGAGAUGGGGGAAUUGAGAGCACAACUAAGCUCAUGGGCGACUGGGACCGAGUCGGGAGGACCGACUACUGAGCAGCGACAGCAGGAGGCCACGAGCCAGCCUACUAGAGCCACUACUCCCUAGGCUCCGAGGCCCAGAGAGGGGGAGGAGGAAGCCAUAUUGGAGGUAACCCGCGAGGGCCGGCCACUGAGAUU
Messenger RNA from Chara braunii, 4771 nucleotides. The record is from the annotation of a GenBank genome assembly. NCBI's taxonomy places the organism in Eukaryota, Viridiplantae, Streptophyta, Charophyceae, Charales, Characeae.